Molecule: messenger RNA, 2096 nt
Organism: Aedes albopictus (Asian tiger mosquito)
Lineage: Eukaryota; Metazoa; Arthropoda; Insecta; Diptera; Culicidae
Exons: 2
Coding region: 164-1933 (589 amino acids)
Molecular function (GO): nucleic acid binding
Source: RefSeq, a predicted model, not a curated record
GAAUGGACGACUCGACCAGCGCCAACAUGCUUUUCGUGCAGGCCACGGUACAGACACUUACUUCGCGGAGCUAGAAAGAUCUCUACCGAGCGUCGAUGAGCACUGCCUAAUAGCCUCAUUAGAUCUAUCUAAGGCAUACGACACCACAUGGCGGCAUGGUAUAAUGCGAACACUGAAAUCAUGGCGUAUACGUGGCCGAAUGAUUAAUAUGCUGCAAAGCUUCCUCUCAGAGCGGACAUUUCAGGUGUCUGUUGCCGGAUAUUUGUCUCGCGAACACCAGCUAGAGAAUGGAGUACCACAAGGGUCCGUGCUGUCCGUUACGCUAUUCCUUGUUGCUAUGCAGCCUAUUUUCCGAGCAGUUCCGAAUGGAGCCGAAAUACUUCUAUACGCCGAUGACAUCCUACUCAUAGUGCGUGGAACGAAAGCGAGUAAAGGUCUUCAUCGAAAACUGCAAGCUGCCGUCAAAGCGGUCGAUAGAUGGGCGAAGAGCGUGGGUUUCACCAUAUCAGCAACGAAGUCGUACAUAUUUUAUUGCAGCCCGAAUGCACGUCGAGAACCAGCGAAGGAGAUAACCAUCGAUCGUAUUCCCAUCCCAAAGACCAACCGACUGAGGAUUCUUGGUAUCACCAUGGAUCGGACAUUGACGUUCAAGCCCCAUUGCCAAAUAGUUAAAAAGUCAUGUGACACUCGUCUAAGGAUACUUCAGAUGGUCGGUGCUAAACUUCUGCGUGGAAACCGAACCACUCUCUUGCAAGUUGGCUCGGUGCUGAUAACGGCGAAGUUAACCUAUGGUAUCGGACUUAUAAGCCGAGGAGGACCAGACACUUUGCAGACCCUUGCCCCGGCAUACAACAAAAUGGUCCGGUACGCUUCUGGAGCAUUCGCAACCAGCCCGAUUAAUUCAGUGAUGGCUGAGGCAGGCACUCUACCUUUCGAGCUACUGGCAUUACAGUCUGCCGCACGGAUCGCCAUUCAAGUUGUGGCAAAACAAAGUAGCAACGCAACCCUUCCCCUGAUCCAACGAACGUCUAACCGUUUGACUGAAGUAACAGGAACACCACUCCCCGGUGUUGGCCAGACCGUAAGACAAGGUAAUCGUGCGUGGCAUACACGAACACCAUCGAUCGUGUGGGACGUUAAAAAAAGAGUCCGAGCCGGCGAUCCACCGGAAAGAGUCCACCCGGUCGUCCAACAAAUUCUCUCGACACGCUUCCAAGGAUCUACUGUCAUCUACACCGACGGAUCCAAAAUGAAUGACACGGUAGGAGCCGCAUUCCAUGCUAAUGGUCUGGCAGGUUCAUACAGUCUCCCAAAAGAUUGCAGCGUUUUUUCUGCGGAGGCAUACGCCAUAAAAAUGGCGGUAUCCAUUCCUAAUACGAGAAGAGAGUUAGCGAUUUUUACGGAUUCUGCGAGCUGCCUGCAAGCCUUGGAAUCUGGAAAGUCAAAACACCCGUGGAUUCAAGAGAUCGAAAAUAUAGUGAGAACCAAAUCUGCUAGAAACCAACCUACCAUCGAUACACCAAUACCAGGGGAGGAUGGGAUGAGAACAGUGAAACGAGCGAUAAGACAUCGAUGGGAUAUCCAGUGGCACAGAAGUAGAGAUGCAAAGCUACGUGAGGUUAAAUGCGACACGUACAGGUGGACAGACCUGAGUAACGCAGCUGAUCAACGGGCUUUAACAAGGCUUAGAAUCGGCCACACGCGUCUAACCCACACCUUUCUACUGAAGAACGAACCCGCACCAACCUGUGAAUGUUGUGGAGUUGUUAUGGACGUGCGGCAUUUAAUAUUGCACUGUAGAAAGUUCAAUGAAGAAAGAGCGAAUAACGACAUCAGCAUAACAAGUCUACAAGACGCUUUGGACAACUCUGAAGAAAAAACGACAAAACUGUUGAAUUUCCUGCGCGAAACAGGAUUAUUCAAGCAACUUUAGGCUAAACGAAAACAAUCUUGGAAAAUAAGAAUUGUAGUACGGUAGAUGAGGAGAUAGUUUUCAAACGCAUGAAGAGGAACAAUGAUUGUAUAAUGAAAUUAUAGUAUAUAAGAUGCGACACGAAUGCACCCUGGUGUCAAGUGUCGAAAAUAAACAAACAAAC